Molecule: messenger RNA, 5403 nt
Organism: Metopolophium dirhodum (rose-grain aphid)
Lineage: Eukaryota; Metazoa; Arthropoda; Insecta; Hemiptera; Aphididae
Gene: aPKC
Product: atypical protein kinase C
Exons: 12
Coding region: 1306-3324 (672 amino acids)
Biological process (GO): protein phosphorylation; establishment or maintenance of cell polarity
Molecular function (GO): protein serine/threonine kinase activity; protein binding; ATP binding
Source: RefSeq, a predicted model, not a curated record
ACUCGACAAAUUUAAUCAAAUUCUUCCCAAUGUCCCUUGACACAUAGCCACAUAGGGUAUUAUUUUAAACGAAAAUAAUCUUGAUGUAUGGGUAUUAUGUAUAAUAGCAAUAAUGUGCAUGCUAAUGGUACUCAAAAUUUAAGUCUCUCGUUGUCGUCAGCCAAACGCGGCAAAACUGCAACUACAAUAUAACCUUAUUAUUUGUGCCGCUCUCACCCCCUCAGCACUCGUGUCCCCCCGUCCCCACCACUUUCCGGUUAGGUACAUCGUACAUGGGUCACGGGUACCCCGUGAACAGUUGUGGCGAGGGUGUUAGGAAUCAGGCGGGGUACCGCCCCUACCCCUACGAUGGCUUAGAGAACGGGUGGAGCGGGGGCAGUACCGACGUACCGUACGUUACGGCGGAUUCGGCGCUCUGGCGUUUUGAUUUUAGGGUGGAACCUCCGUACGGCCGCCAGUGGUACAAGAAGUGCUUGUUGUGUCUCCAAAAAGCUCAAUACACAUCGCGUUGUGGUUUAUUAUGUCGACGGUAGAAAUACUAAUUCGUUCGUUAUGCGUUCGGUGUGAUGACAAUAAUAAUAAUUGUUGAAAGCAAACAGUUUCGCGCUUCUCGUAGGGCGUCGGUGGAGUAGGUUUUUUCUACUAUUAUUAUUAUUAUUAUUAUUGAUUUUUCAAUUUGUCGUCGGGUUGAUGAAUAUUUUCGCGUAUCGCGUACAACGUGUCCGUUCGUAUUUUUGUGACGGGUUGUGCGUUUACGUAUUCGUUGAUAACUUAUCUAGAUUAUCUAAUUAAUGUUAAUUCUUUACACGCGUUUUACAUUUUUGUUUAAAUUAAAACAUACUAAUACUUAGCGAAAUCUAGUGACUUUAUCUACUAUAUUUAUUUAUUAUAUAUAUCAUCAUCAAUAAUAAUAAACUUGCCACCCAUGUUCAUCCAAUUUUUGAUUAUAGUCAAUGAAAUUGACAUUCAUGGAUGAUCGGAUCAAUUAUUAUUAAUAGUCUAUUCUAGUUUAUUUAUCUUGAGUCAUUAGUCAAUUAUAUGCAAAUAUUUCUUUUUUUAACAUAUAUUCACGAAUUAAUAAUACAUUUUUAAGGUGUAGUAAUUACGGUUUUAUUUUCACUUACCUGUUAUAACCAUAUUUUAAAAUCUAGAAAAAUUUUGCCGACUCAUUAGAUUUACGUUUUACCUCAUUUUUAAUUCGACAAAACCUAAUUAUACUUAAUUUUGAACACAUCUUUUUUGAGUUUUACAAGUGUUAUAAUAACUUUUUGAACCUAAAAAAAAGUAAAAAAGAAUUAGUCUAUUAUGGCUUGGGGCUACUGGAGUGCAUCUACUGUUUCUGACCGAGGCAAGUCACCAAAACGACAAUCGUCAUCUUUGGGUUUUUAUAACCAUCAUGUACCUAUUUCCACCCCAGCUCCUCCAUCUACAUCGUACUACCAACAUCAGUCCUUGCACAGCACUAGUAGUUUUGGUUCUAUAGAAGAUGAUGAUUAUCAUCAUACAUCCACAUUCUACCGUCGUCCUUCACUUGGAGAUAUAGAAUUCACAGGGCCGGGUUCAUUAUCUUUAUUGUUAAAUCAAGCUAUUCCUCCUUCUCGACCUAGAACACCACCACCACGUCAUUUAUAUGCUCCACCUACUUCGCUAAGUUUGCCAGAUUCGUGUGGAUCGACAAUGGCUAUGCGACAAAACAUAAAUUGUUUUGGUUACCAAUCUACUCCUAUUGUACAACAUUAUCCUUGCAGUGUUCAUGACCCAUCACCAUCUCCUUCUAUAUCUGAUGAUGAAGACCAUGUUUACGCCACAGGUAACAAAUACAAUGUUUUUCCUAAUGUACCACAAGCACCAGGAAUGCCUUGCCAAGGAGAAGAUCGUAGUAUAUACAGACGUGGGGCCAGAAGGUGGAGAAAAUUAUAUCGUGUGAAUGGACAUAUUUUUCAACCUAAAAGAUUUAACAGGCGAGCAUUUUGUGCAUACUGUCAUGAUCGAAUUUGGGGAUUAGGACGACAAGGAUUCAAAUGUAUUCAAUGCAAAUUGCUUAUCCACAAAAAAUGUCAUAAGCUAGGUAAAAAAACUUGUACCAAUGAUCCUAUAGGUAAUGAAGACACCAAUGGUGACUCACAGACGUCUCUAAGUACACCUAGCUCUGAUACGGCUUUACCGGAUUUAAAAGAAUAUUCUGAUCAAAAUUCUGUUAUUGAUCAAUCAGCUGAUUCUGUACCCAUUGAAGAUCCACAAGCUAAAAGUGAUGAAGAUGUUGGAGUUUCACGUCAAUAUUCUAUUGCCGACUUUGAGCUAAUUAGGGUUAUUGGUCGUGGAAGUUAUGCGAAAGUGUUAAUGGUUGAACUCAAAAAAACAAAAUGCAUCUAUGCUAUGAAAGUUAUAAAAAAAGCACUUGUUACAGAUGAUGAAGAUAUUGAUUGGGUACAAACAGAAAAACAUGUUUUUGAGACUGCUUCUAACCAUCCAUUUUUGGUCGGUCUCCAUUCUUGCUUCCAAACUGCCAGCCGAUUAUUUUUUGUGAUUGAAUUUGUUCGUGGAGGUGACUUAAUGUUUCAUAUGCAAAGGCAAAGACGACUGCCUGAAGAACAUGCUAGAUUUUAUGCAGCAGAAAUUAGUUUAGCUUUGAAUUUUUUGCAUACUAAAGGUAUAAUAUAUCGAGAUUUAAAAUUGGAUAAUGUACUACUUGAUCACGAAGGCCAUAUAAAAUUGACGGAUUAUGGAAUGUGUAAAGAAGGAAUAAGGCCUGGAGAUACAACUUGUACAUUCUGCGGUACUCCAAAUUACAUUGCCCCAGAAAUUUUAAGAGGAGAAGAUUAUGGAUUUAGUGUGGAUUGGUGGGCUUUAGGAGUUCUUUUGUAUGAAAUGUUGGCUGGCAGAAGUCCAUUUGAUAUUGCUGGAGCAUCAGAAAAUCCCGAUCAAAAUACUGAAGACUAUCUAUUCCAAGUUAUUUUGGAAAAAACUAUUCGUAUUCCAAGAUCACUUUCCGUUAAAGCAGCAUCAGUUUUGAAAGGAUUUUUGAAUAAAAAUCCUGUAGAUCGUUUGGGUUGCAAUCGAGACACUGGCUUCUAUGAUAUUAUAACUCACCCAUUCUUUAAAUCUAUUGAUUGGGAAAUGUUAGAACAAAAGCAAGUUAGUCCUCCAUAUAAACCACGACUAGAUUCUGAUCGUGAUCUUGCCAAUUUCCCACCAGAAUUUACGGAUGAACCUGUUCACUUAACACCUGAUGACCUGCGUGUCAUCGAAAAAAUCGAUCAGUCCGAAUUCGAGGGUUUUGAAUACGUGAACCCGUUGCUGAUGUCACAAGAGGACAACGUGUGACACGAGGAGGACUGCGGCGAUUACGCCGCACCCCACAAUAUGCAGCAUUACCAUCACGAAGCCGACUGUCCCUGUUCGACGACCAUCGACUCGCCCCCAGACAACGGCAGGCCACCGUCUAGGGGAUGGUUCUGCUUACCGCUCCGAUAAGUACCCCCCCCCCCACUCACUCAUAAAAAAAAAAAAAAAUGUGAUUAUUAUAAUAAUAAAAAUCCGCCGUCGACGACGGCCAUAUUUAUUUUAUAUAUUAUUAUUAUAAAUAUUUAAUUCUUUGAUUAUAUAGUUACUCGCGUGUCCGUCGUCGGCGUCGACGGUUUUCAAUGGCUCAACUUAUUCUGACGAUUUAUCAUUUUCGGUUUGAACUUACUUAAAUUUGUUUUCAAAACCAAAUUCUAAAACGUUUUAGUUCCUCUUCGACACAUAUUACUCGCUUAAUUUUCCAUUGUAUACAAAAAAAAAUAUACAUAUGUUAUAUUUACGUAUAUAAUAUAUAUUAUAUAUAAGAUGUAGUAUAUGUUGCCGUAUCUCGUGUGUGUAUCGGAUACAACUUUUUACCGUAAACCUCGUUCGUCUAUAACACGUAUGUUUAAUAAAUUCAAAACAAACAUCGUUAUCACUUGUCUAUUGAUAUGACAAAACAAUAUGAGCUCUCCCACCCACCCACUUACACGCCGACGACGGCCAGACAAAAAAAUUAACUCGCCGAUUUAACGAACCGUGUAGCACAUACUAACAUUAUUAUUAUUAUUACUUCCACUACUAUUAUUAUUAUUACUAUUUAUUAGUGUUUUAACAUGUUUCUAUUCGUCGGAAAAAAGUGUUGUACCCCGCUGUAUACGCCAGCCGCCGCCAGCCAGCAUUGUCCACAGAAGAGUUUUGUUAAUGUGCACAAGUUUUGUGUAAAAAUUUCUGGCUCCCACCUCCUACCCGACCCAUCCAUAACACACGCAUACAAAUAUUGACUGAUCUACACCAUCGCGGUGGAUCGUGAUUUAUAUGUAUAAAUAUAUAAUAUACAAAGAUAAAGAGCGAGGAAUGGAAAAAAAUUUUCACCUCCUCCCCUUAGUUUUUGAUUUUUUAUAAAUUAUAAUAUCCAUUCAUUAUCGUCGUCGGUUGCUAAAUAUUGUGAAAAUCCAUCUCCCUGAACCGCGAAAUUCAUAAAUCAAAAUUGACGAUAAACGACCAGGGUUCCGGUUUUUUUUGUUACGCACGACGACGCGUUUAGAUGGGUACAAUGCAUAAUAUUAUGCAAAUUGGUAUCCUACAAUGCUCAAUGAUUAAUAGUAAUAAUAAUAAUAAUAAAAUAUUUAGAUGAUCUAAUUACAUUCCUUAUUUAAAUUUACAAUUUAUAUAAAUGAUAAAUAUUUUAUACAUAGGUUCGCACUCACAUAUUAUAUUAUUAUUGUAUUAAUACAAUGCAUUUGGUAUCUUUAAUCAUUAACGCACGUGAAUUUUUAUUAAUGUUAACCUAAAAUUUAGUACGUUAUUUUUAAGUUCUUAUACAAGAAAAUAUUAUUACUUUUGUACUAUUAUUUAUUUAUUUUACUCAAUCUUUAGUAUUAUUUACAUAAGUAUUUUUCUUGACUUUCCGGCCAAUCGUAGUGAAUUUUUAUCAUACAUACAUUAUUACUAUUAUAUUAUAUUAUAUUAUAUUAUUACGUCCGAAUGGACGUAUAAACAAUACCGUUUCUAUAUAGUCGAACUGUAUCCUCACACACAGAUGUUUGUUGUUUUUAUUUAAGAAAAAAAAAUUGUUUGCACGUUAUUAUUGUGAAUAUAAUAUGAUAUAAUUAUUUGAAAUUCUUACGAAAAUUAUUAUAUUUGAUUAAGAUGUUGAUCGGUAUUGCAAAUUUUAACAGAUAUUAAAUAUUGUUAUUAUAUCUAGAAUUAUAAUAUUAUAUAUAUACUAUAUAUAUAUGUACCUCAUUGUACUCGUAUUAAUAUAUAGUAUUAUUAUGAAUGAUAAAUAAUUAAAUUAUCUAAAACGAUUCCGAGAGUUAUUAUACUACUACUAUUAUAUAUAACAUACAUAUACGGUUGCUAUCUUAUUUAGGAAAAUUAUAAAACUUAUUAUUUUUU